Messenger RNA from Condylostylus longicornis, 2076 nucleotides. RefSeq names its product serine/threonine-protein kinase RIO3. Bases 245 to 1990 code for a protein of 581 amino acids. Gene Ontology annotation, molecular function: ATP binding; protein serine/threonine kinase activity. Lineage: Eukaryota; Metazoa; Arthropoda; Insecta; Diptera; Dolichopodidae. Gene Ontology annotation, biological process: protein phosphorylation; maturation of SSU-rRNA. Gene Ontology annotation, cellular component: cytosol; preribosome, small subunit precursor. The record is from RefSeq and is a predicted model, not a curated record. The transcript is spliced from 3 exons.
AUAAAAAAAAUCAUAUUUCACAACGUUACUCAAAUUUAUUUAGUGAAACUCUUGUAUAUUCUUUUUUUCAUUUAAAUUUUUAAUCUUUCCCAAAACAACACAUAUAGCAUUUUGUGAUAUUACUAUAUAAAACAUAUAACUCAGGUGUGAAGUUCACUAUACUUUUAAAUUUAAUUCCAAGAGAUAGGUUAAGUAGUUAUCUUUAUAUUAGAAUAAUUUUAAUACAUAAUAUCGAAUUUAAAAUAUGGCAUCACCAUGGGGGAAUAUUGAAAAAGUACAAUCCACAAAUUUCGAAGAAAUAAUGUCAGAAGAAUAUGCAAAAGAUCUUCAGAAUAAAGAAAUCGAUAAAUAUACGAAAAAAAUUCGAGAUCAGAUAAACGAUGAGAAAAUUGCAGGUUUACUUCAAUCGGGAGUUGAAUUAAAUGAAGUUGUUUCAAAAGAUACUUUAUCAAACACUAAUUUUAUAACUUAUUCAACUUCAACUGCAGAUGUAUUAGAAGUUUUGGAAAAAAACAAAACUGAAAAUUCAUUCCCCGAAGAAGUUUGUGGUUCAGAUGAGUUAAUAGCUCGUGUUCUUCAAAGUCAAUUCGAUCAUGAAUAUAACGAAGAAUUAAAACGUCUUGAAAAACAAAAAAACAAAGAAUCUAAAGUUUCUAUUUCUUUGGAAAAUUACAAACGUGCUGAAGAUUUUGAGAGUGAUUCUGAUGAAGAUUUAGAUGAUGUUUAUUAUAGUGAAAAGAAGGAUUGGGAUCGUUUUGAAACUAAUGAAAAACGCUUUGAAGCCAUACCAAAAUGUGGUUUUAAAAUAAACCAAGAAAAUGGCAAAAUGAUAACAAAACAUGACUCACAAAUUUGUAGUAUACGAAACGCAUGCAAAGUUAUGUCAUUUCCACCUGAAUUUCCUACAGGAGAUGGUGCUGGUUUUGAUAUGAAGCUCUCAAAUCAAGUUUAUAACCAACUUAAAACUUAUUCAAGAAACAUAAAAAAGAACAAAAUGUCUGAUAGAAAAGUUAAUCAAGCAACUGCUGAAAUGGGAGUUGAUGCACGAACAAGAUUAUUGUUAUAUAAAUUAAUAAACAAUCAAUUACUUGAACAAAUAAAUGGAAUAAUUUCAACAGGAAAAGAAGCUCUUAUUCUUCAUGCUGUUUCUGAUCCAAAUUAUGAUGGAGAUUUAAUUAUUCCCAAGGAAUGUGUUGUAAAAGUUUUUAAAACAACACUUAAUGAAUUUAAGCAAAGAGAUCGUUAUAUAAAAGAUGAUUUCCGUUUUAAAAAUCGCCUCAAAACAUUUCAAAAACAAAAUAACCACGUUGUUAUAAAUAUGUGGGCGGAAAAAGAAAUGCACAACUUAAUGCGUAUGCGAAAAUUUAAAAUAAACUGCCCGGAUGUUAUCAUAUUGAAAAAGCAUAUAUUAGUAAUGUCUUUUAUUGGAGAUAAUCAUAAUGCAGCACCUAAAUUAAAAGACGCAAAAUUGACAGACGCAGAAUUGAGUUUAGCUUACGAAGAAAUAGUUGAUACCAUGAUAAUGUUGUAUAACGAAGUCAAGUUGAUUCAUGCUGAUCUGUCAGAAUACAAUAUUUUAUGGUAUGAUGGAAAAUGUUGGUUUAUAGAUGUUGCACAAUCAGUUGAACCUGAACAUCCAAGCGCAUUAGAAUUUUUGAUGCGUGAUUGUAACAAUAUAAUAUCGUUUUUCAAACGCCGAGAACUGCCAAAUAUUAUGACAAAAGAAGAAUUAUUCGAGAAAAUAACAUCUUUAAAUGCAGAACAUUAUAAUGCCGGUAUGUUGGAAAAAAUACAUCAUCGCGGAAUUUCCGUUUUACAAGCCACUGCCCCUAAUCUAGAAGGUUGUCCAGAUGAAAAGAAACCUUUAGAAUAUCCGUUUGAGCUUGCUUGGGAAAAGUCAAUGGAGGAAAGGAAUCAAAAAUCAAAAGAAAGUGAUAAUAAAAUUAUAGAAAGUACAGAGGCUUUAAAAGUCAUUUCUAUAGGAGAUUAAAUCAAAUUUUUUUCACUGCGUACAUUAUAUUGCCAAAAUAUAUAUUUAAAAAAUGGACAAUUUAAAAGAUUAUUAAUAAAAUUAAU